GCGCCGUAUCCGACGAACGCGCCGUGGCAGAACAUGGUGCUGGGGCAGGGCGGCAACCCCGAGCUCGUGACGCCGUACCUCGUGCAGAGCGCGGAGGGGCGCAUCGCGUGGGGGCUGCCGGUGCGCGACCCGCAACCCGGGUACAUCGUGCAGGCGUUCGUCACCGCGCUCAUGCUCUCCACGCUGCAGGGCCUUCCCCCCCACCAGCUCUCCGCCUACGACGACCUCUCCGCCACCCUCUCCUUCCGCCAACCCUCCUCCGCGCCCGCCGAUCCCUCCAUCCUCGAGGUCCCCCUGGUGCGCGGGUCCCCCUUCCUCACGCUCAUAUUCCCCCCGGGCGGCCCCCCCGCGACGCCCGUGCUGACGACAAUCCAUGGCAUCACGGGAGUGGAGGGCAGCAGCGACAGCAGCAAGUACCGUGUUGCGCUCAACAACGGCCAGACAUGGCUGGUGUACCUGUCGGCGCCGCUAACCCUGAGGCAGGACGGGUCGACGCUGGCAGCGGACGUGCCGUUCACGGGGACGAUGCGCGUGGCGCUGCUGCCGGGCUCCUCCCCGCAGGACGAGGAGGCGCUGCUGGACGCGCACGUGCCCACGGUGCCGCUGGGGGGGAGUGCGCACGUGGGCGCGUUCCGCAUCAAGUACACCUGGCGCACCCAGCAGUGGCGCGAGCCGGCCAAUGGCGACACCGAGGCGCCGCUGCUCAUGCUUUCACUGCCAAUGCACCGGCGCAUGGAGGUGAGCGCGCACAGCCCCUCCUCUGCCUCCGCCCUCCGCCGUCACCGCAGCGGCUCCCCUUCCGGCGCCAUGGGCGCCCUGCGCGGCUACCACAACUCCGCGUCUGCCAGCCCCUCUAUCACACGCGGCAAUGCACCGUGGGCGUCCGUGGGAGAUGAGUCGGUGCCCGAUGCGUCAGUGCUGGUCUACCCCACCAUCGACGGCCACGCGGUGGCCAUGCAGGGGGCGCUGUGGCGCCUCAAGGUUCCCAAGCGGCCGUCCACGUGGCGCGCAGGGCCACUCUCGUCCGACCCCCAGCUGCUGGACGAGCUGAGGGCCAGCCUCAAGCAGGACGUGGCGGCGCUGCCGCCCCUCUCCUCCCCCUCCACCUACUCCUUCGGCAAGACAGCGGCGCGUGCCGCCCGCCUGGCGCUGAUCGCAAAGCAGGUGCGCGAUGAGGACAGCCUGGCCGCCGUGCUGCCGCCCCUGCGGACGGCGCUCUCCGCAUGGCUGGACGGCACCUUCUCCGGUAACCGCCUGCUGUACGACCCCACGUGGGGCGGCGUGGUGAGUGAGGCGGGGUCGCGUGACCAGGGGGCGGAGUUUGGAGCGGGCAUGUACAACGACCACCACUUCCACUACGGCUACUUCAUCUAUGCCGCUGCCACCGUCGCCAAGUUUGACCCCGCGUGGCGCGACCAGUACCGUGCGCCGCUCAAGGACCUGAUGGCGGACUACAUGUCAGCGGAGCGCACCGCGGCGUUCCCCAGGCUGCGGCACUUUGACGCGUACGCGCUGCACUCGUGGGCCAGCGGGCUGUUUGAAUUCGGCGACGGGCGCAACCAGGAGAGCUUCAGCGAGGCGGCCAACGCGUACUACGCGGCGGCGCUGCUGGCGUCCGUGUUGGGCGACCAGCCGCUCGCCACGCUGGGCGCCACGCUGGCCGCCGUGGAGGCCCUCGCCGGCCAGACCCUCAUGCACGUGCCGCUCGCCUCGUCUAAUCCGGAUCCGUCCCUCUCACCCGGCUACGAGGCGGUGUUUGCGGACGGCAACCGCGUGGUGGGUGUGCUGUGGUCCACCAAGCGUGACGCCGCGCUGUGGUUCGCCCCGCCUGCGGACAUGGAGAAGCGCGUGGGCAUCCAGGUGCUGCCCGUCUCGCCCUUCCUCACCCACCUCUUCCCGGACCACGAGUUUGCCAAGCAGCUCGUGGAGUGGGCGCAACCCGUGCUGACUGGCGCCGCCACGGACGAGUGGCGCGGCUUUGCGUGGGCGCUGCAGGCUCU
This is a messenger RNA of Closterium sp. Naga37s-1, 2000 nucleotides long. The record is from the annotation of a GenBank genome assembly. Lineage: Eukaryota; Viridiplantae; Streptophyta; Zygnematophyceae; Desmidiales; Closteriaceae.